This is a messenger RNA of Acanthamoeba castellanii str. Neff, 1650 nucleotides long. RefSeq lists its product as uncharacterized. The record is from RefSeq and is a predicted model, not a curated record. Bases 1 to 1650 code for a protein of 549 amino acids. The transcript has 11 exons. NCBI's taxonomy places the organism in Eukaryota, Discosea, Longamoebia, Acanthamoebidae.
AUGGAGGGGGCGAAUGGGAACGGCCUUCAGUUCGGAGGAGACGACGAAUCCUCCCCAUUAUCGUCGUCUCCCGCGUCCAUCUCCUUCUCCGAGACGACGACGUCGUUCGAGACCUGCGCCGUGCCCAGCAGCCCCAGCGUUGGGCGGUGGUCGCCCUCCUCUUCGCCCACCUCCAGCAGCCCCACCACAACCGUCACCCUCACCACCUUCUCCCUCCUCGCCUCCUCCUCCGCUGCCGCCACAGCCGCCGCGGGUGAUGAGGGGAGCCCGGAUGACGAGGAGCGACGGAAACACCGGCAACACUACGGCGACGCCCUCACCCAGAAGCGCAGCCUCAUCACCGCCGCCAAGCCACGGACGCGAUCGCAGGACCGGUUGAGCGGUGAGUUCGCUGUCGACAAGGGGCGAACCGGGCGAUUACGCGGCGCCUCGUUCGGCGCCGACUCGCGCGGCCUCACACGCGACGACUCGCCCCAAGCUCCACCGUCUCCGCUAUCGCUUUCAUCUUCGGGCGAUGUCGCCCUCAUCCGCCACGAAGAGGUGUACAUGGAGGGGUGGCUGAAUAGGAUCGGUGCCGAUCGGCGAUGGUUCGUUCUCACCGCCAACACGUUCGCCUACUUCCGCGACGAGAACAUGAUGCGGGUGGAGACGCGCACGCGGAUACAUCGGGAGGACAUCAAGCGGGUGACGCGAUCGGUGGUAGCCGGCACCGAGCAGACGGUGCGCCGCACGUCGAACGCGCUCAUGCGAAUGGUCCGGACGCCCUCCCGCACCCGCAAGAAGGGCAGCGCCUUCUCCGACGCCUUCGGCUCCCCCGUCAGCAGCCCCGCACGGAACACAAAAUCGCAGCAGUCGCCGACGACGGGCAGCGAAAAGAACCUCGGGUCGUUCCCGCCCAACUUCUACAUCCUCACCUCCUGCGCACAGGAGCGCGUGAUGGCGUUGAUGGGCGAGGACUGCGUGGAGACGGCCUUGUGGAUGCUGGCCCUGGGCGGCCUCGCCCAGCGCAACUUGUCCGUCCCGGCCGACUCGCCGCUCGACGAACAAGAGCAGAGGGAGCUGCUGCGGUACGUGCACCUGGAGGGGUACAAGGGGGGCAUAUUGAAGAUGUCGCGCGAGGAGGAGUGGCACUAUUGGCCCAAGGGCCUGGUCAAGUCUGACCGCGGCGUCGAUCCACCCCUCACCUACUCCUGGGACGGCGAGUCAUUCACCCCCGGCGAGGAGGAGGAGAGCUAUGGGUGGGGCCGGUGGAACGGGGUGUGGAUGGAGUGGCACGCGCCGGGCACGUCGUCGAGCGUGCCGGCGGUGCUGACCUACCAGUGGCACCCGGUGGCGCGCGAGUACCGCACGGAGCGGGCGGACGACAACUGGAAGUGGACGCGCCACUUCCUCGCCUCCACCUCGGGCCAGGGCGAAUGGAUCAUGGAGGGCGAGAUCCCCGAGGUCGUCGUCAUGCGGCAGGAGCAGCGGCGCGAGGAGGCCAUCAUCCAGAGCCGGCUGCGGGACUUUGAGAGCACGACGACCGACUUCGAGGUGGAGCGUCUGCUGCAGCUGCGGAAGAUGAGCCUCGAGAACCGGCGACGCUUCAUGAGCCGGUCCGACGGCGAGGCCGCACCGCCUCUCAACAACCCCGCCCAGCACGAACUGUAA